AUGGGUUGUGUUUGUUGCAAGUUUCCAUCAUCUUUGUCUGAUGGUGGUAAGAAGAUCAAGCGAAUGAGACGAAAAAAUGCCACAACAGAUGAGUUUUCUGAAGUUAUUCCUAUCCUUUCUCAUGAUUUCAAGCUAGAGUGUGUUGCGCUUACACGACGUGGGUAUUUCCCUGACACCCCGAAUAAAGAUAAUCAAGAUUGUUUCUGUAUCAAAACAAGUAUCCAAGGUAACCUGGCGGCCGGAGGGCGCUUCUUUUGUCUCGAAUGGAAUGAGGGAAGGGGUGUCGAUGGGGCAGUUGCUUCGAUCGGUAAUGCGCCUCUUCUCUUUUCUUUUUAG
Messenger RNA from Lactuca saligna, 336 nucleotides. Lineage: Eukaryota; Viridiplantae; Streptophyta; Magnoliopsida; Asterales; Asteraceae. The record is from the annotation of a GenBank genome assembly.